AUGGCAGAGAACAAGCGGCCGAUCGGCCUUCUUUUCGAUAUUGGCGGCGUUUGUGUUGUAUCGCCAUUCCAAGCUAUUCUAGACUAUGAGAUCUCUCAAAAUAUCCCACCUGGAUGGGUGAACUUCAGCAUCUCACGAACAUCACCCAACGGUGCCUGGCACAAGAUCGAACGAGGCGAGAUCAAGAUGGACGCCGAGUUCUUUGCCGCAUUCAAUCGAGAUCUCCGUCACCCGACGCUUUGGAAGCAAUUCCACGAGCAAUUACAGCAAAAGAAAGGGGCGAGCGGAAGCCCGUCUACUAAAGUGGAUGCAGAAUGGCUCUUCUGGGAGAUGAUGAGGGUAUCUCGAACACCGGAUCCAUAUAUGUUCCCCGCUUUGAAGCGAUUGAAGGCAUCGGGGAAAUUCCUGAUGGGUGCUCUAUCGAAUACCGUCAAGUUCCCGGAUGGUCAUGCGUAUAAUACGGAUGAGACGGGAGUACGGUCGCAGUUUGACUUUUUCGUUUCAUCGGCGCAUACUGGGCUUCGCAAGCCUGAUGCUAGAAUCUAUGAGGCUGCGAUUCGGGAAAUGGACGGUUUGGCUAAGAAGCGUGGUUUGCCCGGGGCGGAGGCUUCUGAUAUCGUCUUCUUUGACGAUAUUGGUGAGAAUUUGAAGGCGGGGAAGCGAUCUGGACUGCGGACUGUGAAGGUGACACUUGGGAAAACUUUGGAUACAGUGAAAGAACUGGAGCGGAUCACUGGUCUUCAAUUGUUGGAGAGUGAGGAUAAGGCGCGGCUAUAG
This is a messenger RNA of Penicillium waksmanii, 777 nucleotides long. RefSeq lists its product as uncharacterized. Lineage: Eukaryota; Fungi; Ascomycota; Eurotiomycetes; Eurotiales; Aspergillaceae. Bases 1 to 777 code for a protein of 258 amino acids. The transcript is spliced from 3 exons. The record is from RefSeq and is a predicted model, not a curated record.